GUGGCAGCCUAUAAGUUAAAGAAAAAUGGAAGAAAGCCUCAAGUCCAUGUCCAUCGAUUACCUUAACCUUCUCAUCAACGGUCAGGCCUUCAGCGACGUUACCUUCAGCGUGGAAGGCCACCUUGUUCACGCCCACCGCUGCAUCCUCGCCGCUCGCAGUAUCUUCUUCCGAAAUUUCUUCUGCGGCGAUGGCGAUGCUGAUGCUCCACCCUCCCUCCUCAAUCCCCACAGCCCCCGCUCGCCGCCGGCUCGGGGGGCAGUGAUACGGGUGAGCUCCGUUGGCUAUGAGGUGUUCCUGCUGCUCCUACAGUUUCUCUACAGCGGCCAAGUUUCGAUCCAGUUGCAGAAGCAUGAGCCUCGCCCCAACUGCGGCGAUCAUGGUUGCUGGCACACACACUGCACCGCGGCUGUCGACCUAGCCCUCGACACCCUCGCCGCCGCUCGCUCCUUUGGAAUCGACCAACUUGCCUUCCUCACCCAGGUUCAACUGAUUUCCUUCUCUUAGGGUUUUCAUACUCCAUCCCCAUAUCA
Molecule: messenger RNA, 531 nt
Organism: Phalaenopsis equestris
Lineage: Eukaryota; Viridiplantae; Streptophyta; Magnoliopsida; Asparagales; Orchidaceae
Product: regulatory protein NPR5-like
Exons: 1
Coding region: 26-505 (159 amino acids)
Biological process (GO): plant organ development
Molecular function (GO): protein binding
Source: RefSeq, a predicted model, not a curated record